Rotaria sp. Silwood1 is the source of this 1698-nucleotide messenger RNA. The record is from the annotation of a GenBank genome assembly. Lineage: Eukaryota; Metazoa; Rotifera; Eurotatoria; Philodinida; Philodinidae.
AUGACCACAACACCGGGAACUAUUGGUCCUCAUAGUCGUAAAAAAGUUUCUUACUAUUAUGAUUAUGAUGUAGGAAAUUAUUAUUAUGGACAAGGCCAUCCAAUGAAACCUCAUCGUAUACGUAUGGCACAUAAUUUGAUUCUUAAUUAUGGUCUCUAUCGUAAAAUGGAAGUUUAUCGUCCACAUAAAGCAGUAGCUGAAGAAAUGACACGUUUUCAUAGUGAUGAAUAUGUGAAAUUUAUACAAAAUGUUCGACCGGAUAAUAUUAUGGAAUUUAAUAAACAAAUGCAACGAUUCAAUGUUGGAGAAGAUUGUCCAGUAUUUGAAGGUGUUUAUGAAUUUUGUCAAAUAUCAGCAGGUGGUUCAUUAGCUGGUGCAGUUAAACUUAAUCGAAAAUUAACUGAUAUUGCUAUUAAUUGGGCUGGAGGUCUUCAUCAUGCUAAAAAAUCUGAAGCAUCUGGUUUUUGUUAUAUAAAUGAUAUUGUUUUGGCUAUACUUGAAUUACUCAAAUAUCAUCAACGAGUACUUUAUGUUGACAUUGAUGUUCAUCAUGGUGAUGGAGUUGAAGAAGCAUUUUAUACAACAGAUCGAGUAAUGACGGUAUCAUUUCAUAAAUUUGGAGAAUAUUUUCCAGGCACUGGCGACCUUCGGGAUAUUGGUGCUGGUCGUGGUAAAUAUUAUGCUGUUAAUUUUCCACUUCGUGAUGGAAUUGAUGAUGAUACAUAUGAAACAAUUUUUAAACCGGUGAUGACUAAAGUUAUGGAAACAUAUCAGCCAAAUGCAGUUGUACUUCAAUGUGGUGCUGAUUCACUUACUGGAGAUCGUCUUGGUUGUUUUAAUUUAACACUUAAGGGUCAUGGUAAAUGUGUGGAAUUUAUCAAAGGUUUUAAUUUACCAUUAUUACUCCUUGGUGGUGGAGGUUAUACAAUUCGAAAUGUUGCACGUGCUUGGACAAAUGAAACAGCUAUUGCACUUAAUCAAGAAAUUUCAAAUGAAUUACCUUAUAAUGAUUAUUUUGAAUAUUAUGGACCAGAUUUUAAAUUAAAUAUUAGUCCAUCAAAUAUGCCAAAUCAAAAUAAUACAGAAUAUUUAGAUAAAAUCAAAGUUAAACUUUUUGACAAUCUUCGAAUGUUACCUCAUGUACCUGGUGUUCAAAUGCAACCUAUUCCUGAUGACAUCAUGGAUGUUGAUCGAGUUGUUGAUGAAGAUAAAGAUAGCGAUCCUAAUAAACGUAUUUCACAAGUACAAAGAGAUCAUCGUAUUGUUGAUGAACGUGAAUUAUCUGAUUCAGAAGAUGAAGAUGGUGAUAAACGACGUAAUCAAUCAAAUGCAAAACAAGUUUCUAAUAAACAUAAACCUAAUUUAGAAUCAAUUAAUGGUACAUCAAUCAAUGGCAAUGAAGUAAUCUUACCAUCUAGUACAACUGUUACACAAGAUACAAAGAUUACUGAAUCAACUACUAUUAUUUCAUCUGCCAAUGAUAAAACAUCUGAAAAUAAGCUAUCAGAUGAAACAACUAGAUCUACAAAACCAUCUGAAGAAGAAACAAUGGUAACAACAACAAAAGAAGAAAUAACAAAAACAACAACUGUACUUGUUGAAAAUCAAUCACCUACAACUGUUGCAAAUGAUGAUAUACCAAAAGAAACUGUUACAACACCACUUCCAGAUGUCAUGGAUACAUCAGAAGCCUCCUAA